UCUAAGAGUAAAGAUGACAAGUUUUGUGGUGUAUGUGGUGAUAGAGCUUUAGGUUAUAAUUUCAAUGCAAUUACUUGUGAAUCAUGUAAAGCCUUUUUUAGAAGGAAUGCCUUGAAGAAAAAGAAAAUGAAGUGCCUUUUUAAAGGUAAUUGUAUCAUUGAUGUGCGUACAAGAAGGUUUUGUCCUUGUUGCAGAUUACAGAAGUGCCUCUCAAUAGGAAUGAAAGAA
Messenger RNA from Lottia gigantea (owl limpet), 228 nucleotides. RefSeq lists its product as hypothetical. Gene Ontology annotation, biological process: positive regulation of transcription by RNA polymerase II; cell differentiation; negative regulation of transcription by RNA polymerase II. The transcript has 2 exons. The record is from RefSeq and is a predicted model, not a curated record. Gene Ontology annotation, molecular function: zinc ion binding; nuclear receptor activity; RNA polymerase II cis-regulatory region sequence-specific DNA binding. Lineage: Eukaryota; Metazoa; Mollusca; Gastropoda; Lottiidae. The annotation marks the transcript as partial.